GCUUUUAUGAAAGGUUUUUUUUCUUCUUCCUCUUCUUUUUAAUUCAGGGGUUGUGGUUGUUUGUUUUGUGCAGCUGAAGUUGCAGGUGAUCUCUCUAAAUGACUUUGGGGAGAAAAAUGCUCAGAAGUGUGGGAUUUUUCUUCUUUUUCUUCUUCUCUUUUACGCACGCUGGUAAUCAAAAUCCCUUCUGGCUUCAGAAGUGAUUUAAAAAAAAAAAAAAAAUCCUCGUAGACUCUUCAUUCCGCUCGGGGGGGUUUAGAUAAGAGUCCAACCAGGUGCCUUACAUAACCUCGCCUGGCUGAGCCCGGCCGCUCCGCUGUGUGCCAGCGCGCAAAAACGCGGCGCAAAGUGUUAUUUUUCCACAUAAUUUCGCUCUGAUCGUCACGCCGAAGUGUUUGGUUGCUUCCGAAAGGCUUCAAACACAUUGCGGGGUUUGAUCUAGCUCAUUUCUCUUCUUUUUUCCCCCCUCAGUCUGAGCUGGAUGUGUCCACGACUUUCUCGGUCUGUACUUUUCCACUACCAGCGGCUUUUUUCUUGGCACCGGGCCUCCCUCGGCUCAGGCUCUCCCCUCUCUCCCAGUCUUUUGUAUACCGAGGGAGCCUGCGUCACUCUCGGUCGUUUUAAUUGAGAGGCGGCCAAACAGUGAAGCUGAUAGGGUCAGCGAGGUGGCUAUCAGAUUAUUUGUACAGGGGCAAGUUGCAAACCCAAGAAGAGAGAGGAGGUGGUGGUGGGGGAGGCCGGAUGAGGAGGAUGGAUUACAGCCUUACGGAAAUAAUCAGCAACUUGGAGAAUAAUCUCGAACUUUCCUGCACAGUUUCUAUUAAGAAUCUGCAGUUUGUUCUCUCCUGGAACACAUGUGCUCCUUCAGUGGACACAUCUGGAUGUCAUUAGCUUAUGGGAUGGAUCCCUGCACUCUUAUGUAGGCUGAAAUCUGGCUGUGUGUGUGUGUGUGUGUGUGUGUGUGUUGCCGUGUGACGCAUGGGAUGUUAAACAAAGUUGCACAAACAUAUGGGCAAAAAAGUACAGAGUGGCCUCACACCACACUGACUGGUGCUAGGCAACUUUUUUUCCUCCUUUUUCCUAUGUUUUUUUUGUUUUUUUUCCUUUCACUUUUUUGACGCAACCGCAACUCGAGGUGCGGCGAUGACGCGCUGCGGGCGCAACGGCCUCCGAUUGGCCGAGCACGGGAUCGAUCAUCCUGUCGGGAACUGUUUGCAGGGGAUCACGCCCACCAGGGGGUGUGGGUGUUUGCAUGGGGUGGGCGGCUCCUCCCUCUCUCCUCCAUCCCUCCCUCCCUCCAUCCCUCAGCCUGGUAUAAAGCCAGAGUCAAAACCAAGGUGGUUUACAUUUUUGCCUUUGGGCUGCUGAGCUGCAGUUCGACUCAUCACAUCAUGACGAUCAAAACAGAAGCAGAGAAGCCCGUCUUGACUUACUCCAAGUCUAGAGGGCUAGUGGCGCUAGUCACCGCUUUCAUGAAACAGAGGAGGAUGGGGCUGAACGACUUCAUUCAGAGGCUCGCCACGAACUCCUACGCCUGCAAGCAUCCUGAAGUUCAGUCCAUUCUGAACCUGAGUCCACCGCAGGAUCCUGAGCUCAUGAACGCGAACCCGUCUCCUCCUCCCAGUCCAUCCCAACAGAUCAACCUCGGUCCAUCCUCCAACCCCUCUGCCAAACCCAGCGACUUCCACUUCCUCAAGGUGAUCGGCAAGGGCAGCUUCGGCAAGGUGCUGCUCGCGCGCCACCGCACGGACGACCAGUUCUACGCCGUCAAAGUCUUACAGAAGAAGGCCAUCCUCAAGAAGAAGGAGGAGAAGCACAUCAUGUCGGAGAGGAAUGUGCUGCUAAAGAAUGUCAAGCACCCGUUCCUGGUUGGCCUGCACUACUCCUUCCAGACGGCCGACAAGCUCUACUUCAUCUUGGACUACAUCAACGGAGGAGAGUUGUUCUACCACCUACAGAGAGAGCGCUGCUUCCUCGAGCCAAGAGCCCGGUUCUACGCAGCAGAGAUCGCCAGCGCGCUCGGCUACCUCCACUCCCUCAACAUCGUCUACAGAGACCUGAAGCCAGAGAACAUCCUGCUGGACUCGCAGGGACACAUCAUCCUUACAGAUUUCGGCCUCUGCAAGGAGAACAUCGAACCCAACGGGACCACGUCGACCUUCUGUGGUACGCCAGAGUAUUUAGCUCCCGAGGUUCUACACAAGCAGCCGUAUGACAGGACAGUGGACUGGUGGUGUUUAGGAGCUGUUCUCUACGAGAUGCUCUACGGCCUGCCUCCGUUCUACAGCCGCAACACGGCGGAGAUGUACGACAACAUCCUGAACAAGCCGCUGCAGCUGAAACCUAACAUUUCCAACGCAGCCAGACACCUGCUGGAGGGCCUGCUGCAGAAGGACCGAACCAAGAGGCUGGGCUGCACGGAGGACUUUAUUGAAAUUAAGAACCACAUAUUCUUCUCCCCGAUCAACUGGGACGAACUCAAUGCCAAGAAAAUCACCCCUCCUUUCAACCCCAACGUGACGGGACCCAACGACCUGCGGCACUUUGAUCCAGAGUUCACAGAUGAGCCGGUGCCCAGCUCCAUUGGCUGCUCCCCAGACAGCGCGCUCGUCACGGCCAGCAUCAAGGAGGCAGCCGAGGCCUUCGUGGGCUUCUCCUACGCCCCGUCUAUGGACUCCUACCUAUAGGAUUUAAACACAGGCACUUCAUACGGACGCCUGUUUAGACUUACAGGACGUGAACUGUGGCAUGUCCAUGGACUUGCAUCUUGACCCCCACCUUACAUUUCCCAUCAGGAUGAUGAUGAUGAUGAUGGAUGUUUUUUCCGAAAAAACCAACCCCCCUUGCACCUGCGAAGAAUUUCUACACAUGUACUUGCCAUGAUCUCUCCAACUCUUGAAUGCGUUGCGAAGAGUUGCUACAAGAGGAUGUCUGCCAUGAUUCAGUGACUCAUCGGGGUUUGAAAUCCUCCAGUCUUACCCUGAUUUACCAACGCACAACUUCUUCGUCAGACACAAACGCUCUGCAGCCUUCGAUCGCCCGUCUCUUACCCAAUAGUGGAGGUCCUUUGCACACAGCUGAGGCAGCUUUGAAGCCCACCUCGAUCCUUGAAGCCACAACCGACAAGCACACUCACACACACACCAACUUCCACCUUUUCUCAACAGAGGAAGGCUGGACCGCACUGUACCAGCCCUGACAAGGAUUUCCAUCUUCCAUCUAUGUAGCGAUACACCUUCCCUCUUUUGAGAUUCUGUCCAACCGCCCGCAGGGACCGACUGUACCGGUUGUGGUCGAGUAGCUUGGGGGUGAUGUUCGUUUUGGUGCUUUAGUUUCUUCUCAUUUUAUUUCCAUGUGUUUGAAAAAAGGGAGUCAUUUGAAGCAUAAUGUUACAGAGGGGGAUGUUCUUAUUUUGUUUAUUUUUUUCUCUCAAACGUGCCUUUGUUUGUUCUCUCCAUCAGAACUCGCAUCUUUUUGGGGUUUUUUUUCGUCCGUAAUGUCUUUGGAAAGUCACCAGAGAGGAACGAUGUAGCUCUGAAUUAAUGCACCUGUUCUGUCUUUUAACGCGUGAGACGUAGAGACUCAAGCGGUGUUUCAUAUCUUCGUUUGCACAUGAAACAACGACGACGUUAAUGCUGAUUGAGAGAGAGAAAAAGAGAGAGCACUGCUGCUAGGUGAGAAAGAGAGGCGUUUGCGUGGUUCUGCUUGCCAACAGUGUCCCCCUCAUAUAGUCUUCCAUUCGCCUCACAGUGAACGUUAACGAUGGCCCUUCGGCCGAGCUGACGACAUCGAGAACUGAACAUUCCAUUUUAAUAUUGCUGUAAUGCAGUUUGACGGUAUUUAAGUUUGUUUGUAUAUUUGGAGUCAUGUGUACUAGUUUUAAUGUAUAUUGAACAAAAAAUGACUAAAGGUAUGCUUAAAUAUGUAUAUGUAACAAUUCAUGUUAAAUGUACUGUAAAUUGUAAAAUUGUUUAAGAUUUAUGUGACCAUGUUCGGUUUGCAAUAAAAGUUUAACUUUAUUACACCUUA
Acanthopagrus latus (yellowfin seabream) is the source of this 4029-nucleotide messenger RNA. It is a transcript of the gene sgk1, whose product is annotated as serum/glucocorticoid regulated kinase 1. The transcript has 10 exons. Gene Ontology annotation, molecular function: ATP binding; protein serine/threonine kinase activity. The coding region runs from base 1392 to 2687 and encodes 431 amino acids. Lineage: Eukaryota; Metazoa; Chordata; Actinopteri; Spariformes; Sparidae. Gene Ontology annotation, biological process: protein phosphorylation. The record is from RefSeq and is a predicted model, not a curated record.